Messenger RNA from Paecilomyces variotii, 784 nucleotides. RefSeq lists its product as hypothetical. NCBI's taxonomy places the organism in Eukaryota, Fungi, Ascomycota, Eurotiomycetes, Eurotiales, Thermoascaceae. The coding region runs from base 501 to 692 and encodes 63 amino acids. The record is from RefSeq and is a predicted model, not a curated record. The transcript has a single exon.
UAUAUAAAGUCCAACAGAGCAUCCCUCCUCUCUGUGUCUUGUUUUUUUUUCAAAAGCAUCGAUCAUAAAUCAUCUAUAUUAGAUAUGGCGGCUCAACCAAGCAAGCCAAAAGAAAUACCCGAACUAUACAGAAGCACUACUUAGCAUCAUCAAUCUACCACUACCAAAGUCAAUCAAGUCUAACGCUAGAAGUGGUCUAUACCUUUCUUUAUUUCUGAAGCUCCGUCUUGGUUUUGAUCGCCUUGCCCAGAGCCUUCUUUGAUUGCUCUCGCGGAAGAGGAGGGCAUCCGCUGGAAUGACAUGAUCAAGGUGGCAACAGUCAACUCCAUACAGUGAACUCCCGACAAGGGCAUGAGGCAGAAUGUAUCAUCCUUGACUGGGUGGACUGACACCCUAGCAGACCUUGGCUUCACUACGGAUAACAAUCGCUGCAAUGUUGCAUUGACUUGUGCAAAGCAGUGUCUAGUUAAUUGUUGUCGGUUCAACCUGUCGUGAGCCAAAUGGUCGAAACUGGAGACUACGAUGUCUAUAUCUUGGGUCUGGGGGUGGUUUAUAUGAGUUUUUAUAUAUCUAUUUACGAACACUACUCUACUCCUCGUCGUGACCUGGCAUUCUGUAUAGAUCUUUUUUUCUUUCUAAUAUCGAACCUUUUCUUCCAAGUCAUUCGUCUCGAGAGGCUUCCGCAUACUUAGUUAUUUGGGGCAAGAUCCUACAAAAUUGAAACCAUGGAAUAUCAAUGACCGCUCGAAUGGUAUCGCUUUUCGAGAGAGAUGAUGUCUAUAAG